AUGGACAGAGAACAGAUGAUAGCCCAGCACAAUGCUAUUAAAUCCAAUCUCCGAACCCUCACCGACGCUGUGGAAGCGUAUUCUUCCACAUUUGAGAAGAAUAUCUCAUCCGAUGACCUCGAAGCAGUCGGCCAAAUCUCUCAGUGUCAAGUCGCGAUGGUUGAGAACGUGAAACAGAUGCAGAGCGCCAUCUACGGACCCUUGAAUAUGGUUAUGUUGCAUUACGAAGAGUGCCUCCGUUCAAGCUCAGUUAGAACACUGCUGGAGAUGGGCGUUUUUGAUGCCUUGCCGGUCGAUGGGAGUGGGAUGUCAGCGCCGGAACUGGCUAAGAAGCUAGGGGUUGAUGAAAAUCUUCUCGUGCGCCUGAUGCGUGUAGUCGUACCUACAUUCUUCGAGGAACCACAGCCAGAAGUGUACACGCACACGGCAAAUUCGAAGGUCUAUUUGGACGGUCCCUUGCGAGCCAACUUUAAAAUGAUGUUUGACGAGAUUUGCGUCGCCAGCACUAGAAUGCCCGACUUCUUCAAGAAAAAUGGGUAUCUCAAUCCCAUCUCACGGAGCAACAAUCCUUAUACCUUUGCACACGAUACUCACGGCUUGUCAAUGUUCGAGUUCCUUCUUCAGCAUCCAGAUCGAUUCAACAACUUCAACGAUGCAAUGCAGGCUCGUUCUUCCCAAACCUCCCUUCCCUACAGCCUAUUCCCUUUCAAAUCAAAGUUUGGUGAGGUGGAUACUACCAAUGAGACUGUUCUGCUGGUAGAUGUCGGGAGCGGCAUAGGCCAGGCCACGCUUGCAAUCCGAGAGGCUUGUGCAGAGAUCAAGGGCAAAAUGGUGAUGCAAGAUCAGAAACAGGUGAUUGACGGGAUUGCAACUCCAUUGCCUCCGGGUGUAGAGGCUAUGGCACAUGACUUCUUCAAGCCGCAACCGGUCCAAGGCGCUCUCUUUUAUUACAUUCAUCGCUGCCUGCAUGACUGGCCGGAUUCAGAUUGUCUUGUAAUUCUGCAACAUCUCGCAGCUGCAAUGUCACCCAAUGUAUCGCGCCUUCUGAUAUCCGAAAUUGAGUGA
Molecule: messenger RNA, 1065 nt
Organism: Pochonia chlamydosporia 170
Lineage: Eukaryota; Fungi; Ascomycota; Sordariomycetes; Hypocreales; Clavicipitaceae
Product: O-methyltransferase
Exons: 6
Coding region: 1-1065 (354 amino acids)
Molecular function (GO): O-methyltransferase activity
Source: RefSeq, a predicted model, not a curated record